Molecule: messenger RNA, 860 nt
Organism: Annulohypoxylon maeteangense
Lineage: Eukaryota; Fungi; Ascomycota; Sordariomycetes; Xylariales; Hypoxylaceae
Exons: 2
Coding region: 149-469 (106 amino acids)
Source: RefSeq, a predicted model, not a curated record
CUCAUCUCGCCCCAUCAUGGCACCCUCCACUGCACCGAAAUAAAGGUUUUCAUUGUAAUAGCAUCGUAACCCUUAACUCGCAUUCGCCAUUCGUCAUCGCGAAAAUCGAUCGCGGGAAGUUUGUAAUGCUGACGUAUUUUCUCUAAAAAUGCAGAUCGGAUCCAAUCGCGCCUCGGCGCGCUACAGCACGUAUAGCACAGCACCGUCGUUGGCUGCGACGGUACAGACGACCGACUCUGCACAGGCCGAGAUCCGCGACAUCGAGAGUGGGCUCGCGCGUAUGGAGAAUAAGGCCUUGUCGCAGCAGCGCGUCGUCCUGACCGAGGAGAAGUCGGCCAAUCUUAACAAGCUUGCACUCGGAGCGAAGCUUGAUCGUGCCCUCGACCGUCGCAUGACGAGCCAAGAUGCCGUCAUGAGGCCCAGGAACAAAAGCCUCAAUGAGAAGGGAGACCCGGAGAAGCAAGCAUAAAACAUAAAAACCUACGACAACCCAGACGAAGGAAGUAAUCGGAUGUAUGUAUCUACGGGAGGAAUUGAGAAACUAGAGAUGAUACCAUGCGGGAGCGACGACUCUAAGUUGAAGUCUUUUCUAUCUUCUCAUCGCCGUUGCUCUCCUUGAGCCAGCCAGUUCUUGUAUAAGUAGACCCCGAUGAGCGUAUAGGUCAUUUUUUCACAUCAUUGAAAGCUAGGUAGCCGUGUUGGUUCUUCUCUUACUACGGGAGUCAGAGCCAAGAUUCUAAGUCCGUUGGACGGGGCGAUGUUGGUCAGUUGGUCUUAAUCAGACGCGGAAGACAAGAUAUGUCGGGAUCUUUCUUACUUUUGCUCGUCACUAAGCGGCAUAUUGGAGGUCUGGAGUUCGU